This is a messenger RNA of Anastrepha obliqua, 863 nucleotides long. RefSeq names its product AP-2 complex subunit sigma (gene AP-2sigma). Gene Ontology annotation, molecular function: clathrin-cargo adaptor activity. The transcript has 3 exons. Gene Ontology annotation, cellular component: intracellular membrane-bounded organelle; AP-2 adaptor complex; membrane coat. NCBI's taxonomy places the organism in Eukaryota, Metazoa, Arthropoda, Insecta, Diptera, Tephritidae. Gene Ontology annotation, biological process: intracellular protein transport; clathrin-dependent endocytosis. The record is from RefSeq and is a predicted model, not a curated record. Bases 110 to 538 code for a protein of 142 amino acids.
GCUGCAACCCUGCUCAUGCAUAUUAUAAAAAAAUCAGUGAAAUUCAUUAUCAGAAUUUUGACUGAUUUGUUUGCUGGAGUAGCCAAUAACGCAAAAGUCGUCGAAAAUCAUGAUACGAUUUAUUUUGAUACAAAAUCGCGCUGGCAAGACCCGUUUAGCAAAGUGGUAUAUGAACUUCGAUGAUGACGAGAAACAAAAACUGAUCGAAGAAGUACAUGCAGUGGUGACAGUGCGUGAUGCAAAGCACACAAAUUUUGUCGAGUUUCGAAACUUCAAGAUUGUGUACCGUCGUUAUGCCGGCCUCUAUUUCUGCAUCUGCGUUGAUGUUAACGACAAUAAUUUGUGCUACCUUGAAGCGAUACACAAUUUUGUGGAAGUACUCAAUGAGUAUUUCCAUAAUGUCUGUGAACUGGAUCUAGUGUUCAACUUUUAUAAAGUUUACACAGUAGUAGAUGAAAUGUUCUUAGCUGGAGAGAUACGAGAAACGUCGCAGACAAAGGUGCUUAAACAGUUAUUGACCCUCAAUUCGCUGGAAUAAGAAGCUGCUGCCAUCUACGCAUUCCAUUUAUGUAUGUUAAUUCCAAAAUUUAGUUACGCUACAAGCGUAAUGUUAACCUAACAGAUGGCGGAGUUUUUGAUAGUCGAACCUCUGUUCUCGAAUUUUUAAUUUCUGUUCCCUACUAUUAUGUUAGUAUAUGUAUAUUUCUCAAGCUACUUGUUGGCCCAUUUAGGUCAUGGUACAAGUAUUGGUUAAAUAAAGUUAUUAUAGACAUAAUAUAAAUGAAUGUGCAUUACGUAUAUGCUCGCACUCAAAAUCACAAUGAUAUUUAAAUAAACAAAUAUGUGUAGAUAUAAAUUAUGUA